GCAAAGUUCGUUAAGACCUCCUCCAACCAACAACCACCAACCCACCAAUGUCGAACAAUCCAAUACCAUUGGCCGAUGACCCCACUACUCAGGGCUACAUUCUUCAAAAUGUAGCCAUAGCUUUGAUUGUACUUGAUAUUUCUUUUGUUGCGUUGCGUAUCUACGCGAGAGCGAUAAAAGGUCGGGGAGGCUGGGUUGACGAAUGGAUGGUCAUUUGUGCUUUGAUCAGCAAUAUUGGGCUAUGUGUAGUAGCUAUUUGUAAGUAUAUUCACAGUCGAGAUGUAUCUUUCUAAGCUGAGUCUAACUUAAAUACCAGUAAUGUAUCAAAUUACCCAUAUUGGACACCAUCUUCCAUGGGUAAAGAAGCAUGAGCCACUCACGCUGAUAACCUUUGCAAAACUCGACGUUGCACUCGAAAUGUUAUUUACGGUUUCGUUCACUUUCCCAAAACUAGCAAUCCUCUGUAUGUAUCUCAACGUCUUUGUUGAGCGUUGGCAAAGAAGAGCAGUUUUCGUACUUAUUGGUCUGGUGGUUGGAAGUGGAUUAGGAACUGGCAUUACCACCAUGGUACAAUGCGUUCCUCUGCAAUAUCUGUGGGAUAAAAAGGGCCAUCCAGGUGGUUUCUGUGUCAAUCCAAACACGUUCUGGCAGUACUCUACCCUGCCAAAUGUCAUUAUCGAUUUUGCAAUGUUCUUCCUACCUAUACCCUGCAUACUGAAGCUCCAACUUUUGAAGAAAGAAAAGGCUGGUUUGGCUGUCACAUUCAUGACAGGUAGUAUGUAAGUGGACGCUUCUUGAGGAUGAAGAGAAUGAUAAGUGCAAGAACUAACUCAUGAAUACAGUGGUAUUAUUAUUUGCAUUAUUCGUAUGGUCAUUUUAUUCCAAACAUCGGCAACUGAUUCAACCUGGAAUGCCAUCAAGUUUGGUUCCCUCACUAUGUUAGAGGGAAGCACAUACCUCAUAGCCGCAUGCCUUCCACUCUAUCGACCAUUCAUUCAGGCUGCUGGCAAACGAAUCGGAGGAACCCUGGGUAGUAAGAUCACACGCACUGGCAUGUCCCGUGGGACCAAUAAAGGAGAUGACUUGGAGUUGGCAUCAUCAUUGAAACGACAGCCAGCUUUCAACGAAAGCGGAUUUGAACGUCUUCAUGACGACAAAGCAAAGGCCCAAGUUACGACAGAACUUCGAAGUUUUGAUUCCAUGUCAAGUCAAUCUGGUCCGCGAAGCAAACGAAUUGAAUCUGGUAUUCAAGUCAAAAGAGAGUACAUAGUUGAAAAUAUUCAGAAAUAGGGGUUCUCGAGGAUUGGAUGUCUAUCCAAUCAUUCAUUUUUAGGUGGCUUAUGUGUACUCAAGUUUUUGGUGUUGGG
Messenger RNA from Hymenoscyphus albidus, 1367 nucleotides. Lineage: Eukaryota; Fungi; Ascomycota; Leotiomycetes; Helotiales; Helotiaceae. The record is from the annotation of a GenBank genome assembly.